Molecule: messenger RNA, 3963 nt
Organism: Arxiozyma heterogenica
Lineage: Eukaryota; Fungi; Ascomycota; Saccharomycetes; Saccharomycetales; Saccharomycetaceae
Gene: BPT1
Product: ATP-binding cassette bilirubin transporter BPT1
Exons: 1
Coding region: 1-3963 (1320 amino acids)
Biological process (GO): transmembrane transport
Cellular component (GO): membrane
Molecular function (GO): ATP binding; ABC-type transporter activity; ATP hydrolysis activity
Source: RefSeq, a predicted model, not a curated record
AUGAACCCUUUUGUAAUGGAGACCUAUAAAAAUAGAUCAUUAAAAGAUCCAAAUAAUUUACCUUUACCACCAGUUGAUAUUAAUGUAACCGAAAUAACUAAAUCCCUUCAAAAAAACUGGGAAAGAGAAAAGUGGAAUAAUUCUAAUUCUUUAUUAUCUGCGAUUUGGAAUACCUUUUGGAUUAAAAUGUUGGUCGCCAUUUCAUUUGAAACUUUAAAUGAUCUUCUUACAAUAAUCCAACCCCAGUUCUUAAGGUUUUUAAUUAUGGGGUUUAAUACUAAUGAGUCAAAAUAUCCUGCCAUUCAUGGAUUGUUCAUGGCUCUAGCUAUCUUUUUGACAACUGUUUCAUCCACCCUAUUAAACAAUCAAUUUUAUAUCACUAUAUUUCAAGUAGGUCUUGGUAUAAGAGGAUCAAUGACAUCUUUGAUAUAUCAAAAGACUCUUCACCUCACCUCUGCAAAUAAAGAUGAAUUUUCUACUGGUGAUAUUAUAAAUUAUGUUGCAGUUGAUGUUUUAAGAUUACAAAGAUUUUUUGAAAAUGCUCAAACUAUCAUUGGUGCACCAAUCCAAAUUGCUGUGGUGUUAUUUUCUCUUUACAUGUUAUUAGGAAAGGCCACUUUAGCUGGUAUUAUUCCUAUGAUAAUAAUGAUUCCAAUAAACGGGCUUUUAUCAAAAAAAGUGAAGGCUUUGUCAAAAAUUAAAAUGAAAUAUAAUGAUGCCAGGGUCAAGGCUACUAACGAAGUCUUAAAUUCGAUUAAAUCAAUUAAACUUUACUCUUGGGAAGAACCCAUGUUGGAUAAAUUGAACCAUAUACGUAACGAUUUAGAAUUAGAAAAUUUGAAAAAAAUUGGUAUUACAAGUAAUCUGAUUCAUUUACUCUGGAAUUGUCUUCCUAUCUUAGUAACUUGUUUUACUUUUGCAAUAUUUGCAAGUGUUAAUUCUCAACCGUUAACACCUGAAUUAAUUUUCCCAUCUCUUUCUUUACUAGUCAUUUUAAAUGGUGCCAUUUCUUCGAUUCCUCAAACUAUCAACUCUAUAAUUACAACAAAAGUGUCAAUAGAUAGAGUGCAGAAGUUUUUGUCAAACAAAGACAUGGAUACUUCCUUUAUUGAGUAUAUUAAAACACCUGCCUCAUCAGCAAUAACUACCAAUAAAGCUACCACUCCAUCAAUUGAAAUUACCAAUGCUACUUUUUUAUGGAAAAUACCAACUUCAUCAAAUGAUACGCUUUCUAUUAGUGAUGAAGAAGCUAAUAUUGAUAGAACCCAAGUAGCCUUAAGAAGUAUUGAUUAUUUUAAAGCACAAAAAGGACAACUUACAUGCAUUAUUGGUAGAGUAGGUGCUGGAAAGUCGACAUUAUUAAGAGCCAUAUUAGGUGAGCUACCUUGUAUUAGUGGUUCUCAAACACUUGUUCCUCCAAAAGUUAUUAUAAGAGGGGAGUCCAUUGCAUAUUGUCCUCAAGAAGCUUGGAUUAUGAAUGAUACUAUUAAAAGUAACAUUCUAUUUGGUCAUAAGUAUAAUGAACUAUAUUAUAACUUGAUACUAGAGGCAUGCCAAUUGAAAAUAGAUUUAGAAAGCCUAUCUGAUGGUGACGAUACAUUAGUAGGUGAAAAGGGUAUAACGUUGUCUGGUGGUCAAAAGGCAAGAGUAUCCUUAGCAAGAGCUCUUUAUUCAAGAUCAGAUAUUUAUUUACUCGAUGAUAUAUUAUCUGCUAUUGACGCUGGGGUUCGUCAAAAGAUGACUGAACUAAUAUUCGACGAAGAAAACGGUUUACUAAGAAAUAAGACAGUGGUAUUAACAACAAAUGCAAUCAGUGUUUUAAAACAUGCGCAAAGAAUAUAUGCAAUGGAAAAUUGCCACAUUGCAGAGGAGGGAACGUAUAAAGAGGCUCUACAUGAUGAGGGAAAAAGGCCUAUUCUUGAAAAAUUGAUAAAAGAAUUUGAUAAGAAUAGUGAAGGGGAUACAAACGAUGAAGAUGUAUCAGAAGAUCCGUCAAAAGACUUUGAUGGGGAUAUUGAUGAAGAGGACAUAGAAGAGUUAAACAAUAACAGGUUUUUUUCAAGGAAGGCUUCCCUUGCCACUCUCAAAACAGAACCAUUUAUUAAAAAAGUAAACCCUGAAGAUAAAUCAGGACAAACUCAAGAAACAAGUCAAGUUGGUCAUGUCAAAAUGUCAGUCUAUAUUUCUUAUGCUAAAGCUUGUGGUCUUGUAGGUGUUAUGUUUUUCUUUAUUUUUACGUUACUUACCAGACUUUUAGAUUUAACUCAAACAUUUUGGUUAAAAUACUGGUCUGAAAAGAAUCAAUUAGUGGGGGAAAAUAAAAAUGUUUUAAAAUUUGUUGGAAUAUAUGCCUUUUUUGGAUUGACAACAGUUAGCUUUAAUACCCUUAGAACCAUCAUUUUACUUUUGUAUUCUACCUUACGAGCUUCGAAGAGGUUGUAUGAAGCAAUGUCACUUUCUGUUAUUUAUAGCCCAAUGGAAUUUUUUAAUACCACUCCAAUUGGACGUAUACUUAAUAGAUUUUCUUCUGAUAUGGAUAUGGUCGAUACUAGUUUACAACAUAUUUUUAUGGUAUUUUUCCAAUCGAUUAUGAAUUGUGUAGUAACAAUUGUUUUAGUGGGUAUUUCUCUUCCAUUAUUUUUGUUAUUCACUACUAUAUUAAUGAUAUUCUAUAUUUAUUAUCAACGAUUAUUUAUUGUUCAAUCAAGAGAAUUAAAAAGAUUGACUAGUGUUUCUUAUUCACCAGUUAUUGCAUUAAUAGGAGAGACAAUUACAGGGGUGAGUGUUAUUAGAGCCUUUAAACAUUAUGCUCUUUUCAAUUUUAAGAACAAUGAUAAAGUUCAAUUCAAUAUAAAUUGUCUAUUUAAUUACAGAUCCACUAAUAGAUGGCUAUCGAUAAGAUUACAAACAAUCGGUGCAGUUACAAUUUUGAUUACCGCCUUACUAGCUUUAUUGUCAUUAAGAUCAACGAAACCUCUAUCUGCUGGUAUGGUUGGUUUAUUGAUGAAUUAUGUAUUACAAAUAACAACAUCUUUAACGUGGAUUGUUAGAUCUUCUGUAUUAUUGGAAAAUGGUAUUAUAUCAGUGGAAAGGAUACUUGAGUAUACUGAGUUGACAAGAGAAGCUGAAUCUAUUGUUAGGGAAUAUCGACCAGAUCAUACUUGGCCACAAAAUGGUAAUAUUGAAUUUAGAAAUUAUUCAACGAGAUAUAGAGAGACUUUGGAUCCGGUAUUAAAACAUAUAUCAUUUAAAGUAAAACCAUCUGAGAAAAUAGGUAUCGUAGGAAGAACUGGAGCUGGUAAAUCAACAUUAACAUUAGCUUUGUUUCGUUUACUAGAACCAAUUACUGGAACAAUUAUUAUAGAUGGUAUAGAUAUCACUAAAAUAGGAUUAUACGAUUUACGAUCAAAUAUUGCUAUUAUUCCCCAAGAUGCACACGCCUUUGAAGGCACUGUGAGAUCUAAUUUGGAUCCUUUCAACAGAUUCACCGAUAAAGAGGUAGUUAAAGCUAUUCGUUUGGCCCAUCUUGAAUCUCAUUUAGAAAGACUAUCAAACAACACUAAAAACGAUAACAAUCAACCUACACAGUUUAAUUAUUUGACUCUUGAAAUAAAAGAAAAUGGGUCAAAUUUAUCAGUUGGUCAAAAACAACUAAUAUGUUUAGCCAGGGCUCUUUUAAACAAAUCAAAAAUCCUGAUAUUAGACGAGGCUACUGCAGCUGUUGAUCUGGAAACUGAUAGAAUUAUUCAAGAAACUAUAAGAUCUGAGUUUAAAGAUAGAACAAUACUUACAAUUGCUCAUAGAAUUGAUACUGUUAUGGAUAGUGAUAAAAUCCUUGUUUUAGACCACGGCGAAGUUAAAGAAUUUGAUACCCCACAAUCACUUCUUUCUAAUACAAACAGUAUCUUUUAUCUUCUGUGUAAAAAAGGUGGUUAUAUUAAGCCAGAGUCUAAAAUAAACUAA